AUUACGUCAUGAUCUUGCGCCAUUAUUAUUUUGGGAGUUCCGAGUCAGACUUUGACACGUCUUGCCUCAGUUUCUACUGAAAAUUCUCGUCUUUUCUACAACGGCAUACCACCAGCGAUGGACGACGACGUCCUCACAACGUUGAAGAUUUUGAUAAUUGGUGAAAGCGGCGUAGGAAAAUCCAGUUUGUUGCUGAGGUUCACAGACGACACAUUUGAUCCUGAGAUAGCGGCAACAAUAGGUGUUGACUUCAAAGUGAAAACCCUUACAGUAGAUGGAAACAAGGCAAAAUUAGCAAUCUGGGACACGGCUGGCCAAGAAAGGUUCCGCACACUCACACCAAGCUACUACAGAGGGGCCCAGGGGGUUAUUCUAGUUUAUGAUGUCAGCAGUAGAAACUCCUUCAACAGACUGGAACAGUGGCUGAGCGAACUGGAAACAUUCUCCACCAAACAAGACAUUGUCAAGAUGUUAGUCGGAAACAAAAUAGACAAGGAUAAGAAAGAAGUUGACAGGAACGAGGGACUGAAGUUUGCCAGGAAACACCAGAUGCUGUUUAUCGAGGCCAGCGCCAAGACGAGAGAAGGCGUCCAGUGCGCCUUUGAGGAACUGGUGGAAAAAAUCAUCCAGACGCCGGGACUCUGGGAGAGCGACUCCCAACCUAAAGGCGUGUCGUUGACUGAUACAGGGUCUGCUGCUGUUAACAGUUGUGCCGGUUACUGUUCACUUGUGUAGACUUGUACAGGGGUAUAGCCUCUACCAGGCUCCCCGGGUUGCUGGAAAAAUAGUAGAAAUCGGCCAAAUAGACACAAAACACACCAGAAGACCUUAGGGAGCAAACUUUACUCCUCAACCAACCAACUCCUCUGGUGUGUUUGUGUCUAUUUAGCCAAUUUCUACUAUGUUUCCAGCAACCUGAGGAGCCAGGUAGAGGCUAAAGGGUGUAGUACUGGGGGUAGGGCGAGGGUUAGCUUCUCAAAAGAGCUACACAGCUCUGUUAGACAGAUAGUAAAUGUUAUAACAGAUGUAUGUUUAGAAAUUUUUUUGCUUGAGUACAUUACUAUGUAAAUUUGAACAUUUAAUAUUUGUUUAGCACUGCCCAAAGGAAUACAGCGAAAUCAUGACUGUUAAGGAAUUUGUCAUAUUGAGGAAGAAUAUGGUGGCAUCAAUGAGUUAUAACUAUAAUACUUCCAGUAAAAGUUUGAAACAGAAACUCUGUUUAACAAACAUUUGUUUAACUUUAUUGUAGAAAGGUUUGCUAUUUAACUUUGUGCACUAGCAAUGUCCAUGUACUAACCACUUGAAUUGGGGGUACAAAAUGUUAACUUCUGUUUGAGGCUACAUCUGCAUAUUAUAUUGUAUUUGAGGUUAGGGUUACGUAGAAUCUUAUAGAGCAACUGUACAUCUGCAUCGUCCUUAGAUGUGUAUUAUGUAAAGCAUACAUACACACACAAGGAAUGGAUGUUAAAAGAAACAUUUUCUUCCAUCUCAAUGAACUGCUGAUCUAAUACACUUUGGUUGUAACUUAGAAAUACUGUCUGUCAUAUUUGAUUUACCUAGAAUUAGUAGAAAAAUUCCCAACAGCAUUGAAGCUAGUACCUUGUGUGCAAGACUGGUACAUAUUUUUAAAAUUCUUCUCCAAAAACUAGGGGAUACUCCUAGUAGCUCAAGGGUAUUGCACUCAACACAACCUGAGCUGUUGUUUGCGUAGAUUUAGCAUAGAAAAAUUACGUGUUAAGAGGCCAAACUAUUUGGAAGGGACCAAGAUUAGUGGAAGACAUCAAAAUACAGUGCAAACAGAAGUACAAAGUGAUACGAUAUGAAAUGGUAUGUUAUUAACUAUCCGUAUGUGAUAUAGCAUUUGAAAUGUUACCUAUUUGUUAAACCUAUGAAUAAACACAGGUGGAGACUACAAAAGAUCUUCUGCUGUUGGAUAGUGUGUUUUUAAGGCUUUCAAUGUUUGUUGUUGCAAUAUUCCCAAAGCCUGUUAGUUGACCAAUCCAAAGGUUGAAUACUAAGUCUUUCGAGUGUUGUGGUGUUUAGCAGACUACCUGUGGUGCAUAGCAACUUUACUUUAUCUCAGUUUUAAGCUGAAGUUCUUUUUACAUGUAUAUCAUUAUUCAUCAUCGUCAUUGUCCAUUCCUUGUUAUUAAUGCUUAUUUUAUGAAGACUUCAGCUGAUUUUAUGUUAGGUACUUUCUUUCUUUGUAUAAAGGAUUUAUCAUAUUAGAGCUACAUGCACAUGACACAGUGAAGUCCACCCUAUGGUGAUUUGCUUUUUUUUUUUCGGUAAGACAAAUACAAAUGUGUAAAUUGAAA
Messenger RNA from Branchiostoma floridae (Florida lancelet), 2318 nucleotides. RefSeq names its product ras-related protein Rab-18-B-like. The transcript is spliced from 6 exons. NCBI's taxonomy places the organism in Eukaryota, Metazoa, Chordata, Leptocardii, Amphioxiformes, Branchiostomatidae. Gene Ontology annotation, molecular function: GTPase activity; GTP binding. The record is from RefSeq and is a predicted model, not a curated record. Bases 118 to 735 code for a protein of 205 amino acids.